CCGACGUGGACGCCGCCGCCUCCAGCAGAUUGGCUGGCUGUGGGUUGUCAAGGUUGCUCGAGCGCAGGACAAUGACACCUACCAAGCAGCCAAUUGACUUUCUUAUAUACCUGAUUCUUUUUGGUUCAACCAUCUUUGUCAACAAGUAUGUGCUCUCGGUGCUGAACUUCACGUACCCCACAAUCUAUCAAGGUUGGCAGACCCUGGUUGGAGGUAUCCUCCUGCGAGUUCUGCUCUCCAAUAAAUGUCUGUCUGUGUCUGCCACGGACUUGGAUAAACCUGGAUUUAUCUCACUUUUACCUUCAUUUCUCUUCUUUGCUGCUGGCAUUGUUGCAAGCUCCAAAGCUCUUGGCAAUUUGAGUGUACCUGUGUUCUUAUGUUUGCAAAAUACAUUGGGUGCAAUGCUCUAUCUGAUGGAAAUUGCUCCCAGCUUCCGAGGAGGUUCUGGGCCAUUUCCUCUUCUUGCCAGCCUCAUCACCAUCGGGACGGCUGUGGCUGCUGUCCUCGCUGAUAUUGACAUGACGGUAGACGCUCUCAAAUUUUCAGAUUCUCCGUACUUUUGGAUGCUUGUGUACCUAGCAUGUGUUGCUGUUCAAACCCUCCACUCAAAGAUUGCGGAUGCCCGCUACACUGACGUCGACCGACUUUACUUCUCGUAUGUUUUUAGUGUUGUGGUCUUGGCUCCAGCAUCAUUGUACUUGGAGGAGGCCUUCGAAGUGCUCCACUUUCCUCAUGCAAUGCGCUAUGACUUUUAUGCUGGCUGCCUCCUGUCAGGAGUGUUGGGACUCUUCCUAAACCUCUCAUAUAUGAAGGUUCGAAGACAUAACUACUUUUCAAUAGUAGAUGCAUCGGGAAGAUUGCUGACAUCUCUCCUCGCGCUUGCAACAUUUGCUGAUGUAACGACAGUCACUGUUAAAAUAUUAGUGUGCAUUAAUCUUGUCUCUGCAGUAUUUGUGCCUCUUCCCACUCUCAAAGAUGCUGAAGGGAUGGAUGAGGUAAACGAACCACUUAAAGAAGGAGUGUGAAAAGUGUGUUUGACUGCAUCAUUUAACGCAGCAUCAAGUAAUGUGAAUAUCGUAUUACAUAGUAUUGCAUAAAAGUAAUAGUUAUUUAUUUUAAAUGCAUUUUGUUAAUAUUUACUGUGGUACUGUAUUAUAAUUUAAACUGUUAUUUAUAUUGUUAGAUAAAAUUUAUGAUUUGUUAUAUGUUUAUCUGGAGGAUUUAUGCUGCAGAUUUGCACAGCAUAGCAGCUUGAGCUUUAAUAAUUCAUCUCAUUUUGUUUAUCAUUCCUCUCAUCAUCAAGAAUGGUCUAAACUUUAGGUCUUCCUUCAGAAAGUGUAGCAUAUAUUAUAUUGUACCUGUAAUCAUUAUAGUUAUAGGUAAAUAAUGGGAACAUAGGUACUAUAGGUUCAAAUAAUGUUGAAAUAAGUUUCGUUGGGUAGAAUGGGAAUAAUUUUCAGUAACAUAAAACAUUUUUAACAUAAAUUUUUAGUGAAUAAGACUUGCUGGAUAUUUUACUGUACUCGUGUUAAUUUGAUUAAAGUAGAUAUACAGUACAAUACAUGUUAUGUGAACAGAAAUAUUGCCCAAGAAGCUCAAUUUCUUGCAAAGGCAGCCAUUGUUGUAGCAGCCAAGAUGUGCUUGCUGGGUAGAAAGGGUUGUUUGCAUCUUCAAUGAAUGUAUGACCAUGUGUAUGUAUAUAUGUAUGUACAGUAUCUGUAGUUAGUCACAGACUUUUUGUACAUGUAUAAUUUAGUCACUCUGAUUUGUUUAGAUUUCCAAUACUGUAUUUCUUAAUACAGUAUCUCAGAAUUCAUGUGAUUAUUAUGUGAUUCCUUCCUCCUUCACUAAGUCUGCAGGGAUUGAUUUGUUACAUAACGUAGCAUACCUUAGGGCGAAGUACUGUACAGGUUAUCGAUUGUCAUUACUUCAUUUAAUGGUUCUUAACCUCUAAAUUACCCUAUCAGAGACUAUUGUUUCUGUAAUCCAUUUUUUUCCAGUGUUGUACUUACAGCAGUGAUUGAACUUAAGGUUGAAGUGUUUAGCCUGUGACCCUGAAGUUGAUCCCUCCAUUCAUCUAUCCCUGUACUUGUAACAUUAUGUAUUUAACAGUUUCUCUCCUCUUUUUCUUAUUUGUAUAUACUGUACUUUGAGGAUUCCUCAACUUUUCCUAAUUGUUUUUCUUUGCAAACAAGUGGCAAUGGGUUCACUUAUGUUAUAGGCAAAACCAGCAUUUAGCACUCUUGAUCAAAUGUUUCGGCAUCUCUUUCGAAUUUCUAUUAAUAUUUGGAGGAGGCUGAAAUGUCCGAGACACGCUGCAUUAGGCCAUCCCUCUCGUGAAGGGAGCUCACACGUAACAAAGUAUCAAAGAAUAUAGACAGAUCUGAACUCUCUUCUGUAUGCAUUUAUAACUUCUUUUUUGUUUGUUAAUACUAACUACAACUUGGCUCAUAGAUGGCCUGAAUCUCGACUAGUUCUCCUGAUAAAUAUAUAAUAUAUAGAGAGUUUCAGUACCUGCCACUGAGAAAGGUUCUUGCAUAUAUAUAAUUGUAUUUUUUAUGGGAAUCAUUCAUAUCUUUGUUAAUAUAUAACUUUGUUGAAUUCUGUAUUAUAUAACAAAUGUGUGCUUAGUUUAUUCAAAGUAAUUUUAUAGAUGUGUAUUAUUUACUUGAGAUUCUAUUUUGUAUCAGUGUAGCUAUGUUAUUAAAAUUUUACGAAAC
Molecule: messenger RNA, 2720 nt
Organism: Procambarus clarkii (red swamp crayfish)
Lineage: Eukaryota; Metazoa; Arthropoda; Malacostraca; Decapoda; Cambaridae
Product: UDP-N-acetylglucosamine transporter TMEM241
Cellular component (GO): Golgi apparatus
Molecular function (GO): antiporter activity; GDP-fucose transmembrane transporter activity
Source: RefSeq, a predicted model, not a curated record